AUGGCCAGCGGAACACCCACGAACAUCAUCUCCCUGCCGGGAUGGCUGCUAGUCGCGGUUGCAGUUACUUGCUGGUACCAACCAUUGGUGGCAUCAUACAAUGUAGCGGAGCAUAGGCUGGACUACAUAAAAUUGGGCGAAGGUCGUGAGUACAACUAUCACUACAACGAUGGUGUAGCAUCCGGGUAUGAUAAGCGCAAAUUUUACAACAAACGCCCGCAAGCUUUCAAGCAGCCAUACACGGUAAAGAACUUCCCAACGCCAGUCGAGCAGAUUGCCACGAACGAGUUCCAAACGCAUCCUCAGCAAACGUACAUGUCGCAGGAGAGUUUACUACCGGUGUACGAGUCGCACGAGAAAACGGUCCAGUACGUACCAGUAGAUUACACGUCGUCUUCCUCAAAGCCAACCUCCACCGAACGGGGAUCGCCAUACUCUUUGACGCAGUCGGCCGGCCCAGUUUCCUACUCGGGCACCUUGGCCGAGCGAGUCAUCCAGAUGAUUCAAUUGCAUCAUCCACCUAGUGUAAAGAAUGUCAGUGCCGCCGUUUCAAACAGUGGCAGUGCCAAUGGUGCUAUCGGGACGGGCUUCCAACAGUCUAGCGUACAGUAUCACCAGCAUCCCGGAAGCUAUCAGUAUUUCAAUGCCCACCCAGCGCCAUCUACGUACGAGUUGGUACGACCCAUAAGCAACUUUCCACCGCCAAGGCCUUACAUUGCUCCGGCCUUGACCACUACCAAGGCACCGUAUGUUGCUCCGUUUCUACAGAGAACAUCCACCACAACCACCACGACUACGACAACGACCACGGCUGCCCCACCGCUAGCGACCAGGCGACCUCCGUACGUGGCACCCGUGGUCACGAAUGAUCCGCUACUCAGUUCGGUGUCGCUAGCAAACCAGCUCAAGUAUACCAGCUCCAGUCGGCCAGUAACGUCCAGUCGGCCGGCAACGUCCGCGGGUAGUGGCAAUCCGUUGCAACCGUACGAGCCCGAGUUCGAUAUAGAUAUACGAAUCGAUUUGCGCGAUGAUUCCGCGUAGUGUUCAUAAAUCUAUUCUAGCAUAAUUUAAGUUGCCUAUUUCCAUGCACCAUUAUUUCAUACGCCAACGUGACAAAUAAAAUGUUCCAUGCCGAAAUCGA
Molecule: messenger RNA, 1141 nt
Organism: Anopheles maculipalpis
Lineage: Eukaryota; Metazoa; Arthropoda; Insecta; Diptera; Culicidae
Product: mucin-5AC-like
Exons: 3
Coding region: 1-1041 (346 amino acids)
Source: RefSeq, a predicted model, not a curated record